Messenger RNA from Echinostoma caproni, 1170 nucleotides. Lineage: Eukaryota; Metazoa; Platyhelminthes; Trematoda; Plagiorchiida; Echinostomatidae. The record is from the annotation of a GenBank genome assembly.
AUGCAGAAAGGGUUUUCUAUUUGGAAGCCUAAAGCAAAUGAGCUGGCACGUCCAUCGCUCAAAGGUUUUGGUGUAAAAGGUCCAAACAGAUCAGCCAACAAACAUGUUUCCCGAAAAAACACGAGAGUGUUGGAGCCAAAAUCCAGCGAUCCUCCUCUGAAACGGUUCGUCGCGUUAGCCACCAAGCCUACUGCGAAUGUCAAUGCAAAGCGUAAGAUACCGGGCGAAACUCCAAAGCGUUCCAGCAUGCCCCGUCGCGUUGAUUCUUCAAGAGAACGAGAAAUUGUGGGUGCCGACUCCCCACCAAACAAUAUCCAGAAAUCGGAAAACUUAAUAACUGAUGAAUUGCCCGUCACAUCUACCAAUCAACCAGAUGGAAUGAGUGUUUUGGAGCAAGUGCAGCGGAUCCUUAGUGCCAAGGACUCCCGGUCUGCAGGUCACAUCCCUGAGAAGAAUGCCAAUCCUGGUACGAGAGUAUCCAAAAAGGGAAUAUACAGGUCGGAAAGCAGGAACAAACGACCUGCUCAAGAUCCUGAACCGCCAGCUGAGGAGGUUUGCAAACGUCAACGUGGCAUAUCCAGAGCGGACCUUCAGGCACUCGUGCGCAAACAGCGCCAGGCCCGAAAAUCGGAACGUCUUAGUCGGGAGCGAGCGGAACAGGAACGUCGUGAGCGGAUUCAACGAAACCUCGCGGUGACCGCUCAGGCAGCUGCAGCUGCAGCUAAAGCACCUCUGCCUGCUCCGAGGAAACCUCUGCUACUCACCGAUCGAAGCACAGGGAGCGCACCCGAUCAGCUCUAUCCAGUUUCAGAGUCUAACUUGGCCAACGAAUUCUCAUCCGAACGUCGGAGAAAACUAGACGCGUUACUGAAAAACGACGAUGUUGUAUGGUCUCCACGUUUCUUAAACGGCAUAUCCACUUCUCAUCGGCCCGGUCAUCUGCAAACAUUCGGAUCCAAUUGGACCACUCACAGUUCCCUCUCCGUGAACCACCGGACACCCGAUGAAUCAAACUGUCGUAGACAGUCGCCUGUCCGCAUGGAGACAUCGGAACCGGCCGAACAAAAACCACCCGGGUACAGUUUUCCCAUUGGGCGCGAUUCAUUCCAACAGCCAGUUCCCCUAAACAACCAACCGGUCGGUAUAGCAAAACGUUCCAAGUGCCCGUAA